AUCAUUCCGCUAAAAAUCUGUCUUUGGAAUUAACUAAGCACAUCCUCAAGACGGUGGCCGAAAGUCUUUUAGCCCACGAAUCAACCAUCAGAGGCGACGUUUACAAUUAUUUGCAAGAAAGCUGGGUGAACGACUACGGCACGACACAUUGA
Ambispora gerdemannii is the source of this 152-nucleotide messenger RNA. Lineage: Eukaryota; Fungi; Glomeromycota; Glomeromycetes; Archaeosporales; Ambisporaceae. The record is from the annotation of a GenBank genome assembly.